Messenger RNA from Babesia ovata, 819 nucleotides. Its product is annotated as Extracellular matrix-binding ebh, putative. The record is from RefSeq and is a predicted model, not a curated record. NCBI's taxonomy places the organism in Eukaryota, Apicomplexa, Aconoidasida, Piroplasmida, Babesiidae. The transcript has 3 exons. The coding region runs from base 1 to 819 and encodes 272 amino acids.
AUGACCUAUGAUGUAACCUACUCGCUGGUUUGUCGUCUCCCUUGCCGUUUGCCGCCUUGCCGUCACUCCCAAAAAGCCUCCUUCAUCCCACCUUGUCGGUGGACUGAGGCUGCGGACGCCGCCGUUAAGGCGGCUAAGGUGAAGGCGGAAAAUGUGCAUGACAACUUGGAUCAUAGUGAUAAUAAUGGUAACUGGAAAAAUGCGGCAAGCGGCGUCCUUGGCGCAGCGGUUGGCAAAGCAAGAGACGUGCAUGGGAAGUUGAACCCAGAUGAGACAGAUGAUCAGCAUAAAAUUGGUCAGAACAUUGAUAAGAUUCACACUUCCAACGAAGCGAUUAAAGAAGCAAAUAUAACGCUUGGUAAACAAGUCGGCAGUCUGCAUUCUUGGAUCAACACCGCGGAGGACAUCCGCAGUAAAGCUGAGCAAAAGGCCAAAGAAGCCUAUGAGAAGUUGGACGUUCACGCCGAAUUGAGUAGGAAUGUUCAGAAGAUUGUGGAUGCAAACAAGGCAAUACAAAAGGCCAAUGAGGUGUAUGAGAAUCUGAAUCCCGAGAAAACGGCGGGUACAAAUGGUCACGUUGGCAUUAAAAUCGGUGACAUUGAAGAUAAUAAUGCUGCAAUUAAGCAGGCGAAUGAACAACUUAAAGAACAUGUCACCAGUCUGGAGCAUUGGAAGACUGCGGCUGAGAAAAUCGUCCAAGCUGGGCAAAAGAAGUGUGAGGAGAUACUUAAGAGGGUGGAUGACAAGACGAAGGGAUCAGGCCAAGUUGCAAUUAAAGAGCAGGAAGAAGCAUUGCGGAAAAAAGCGGAGAGCCUUUGA